This is a messenger RNA of Notolabrus celidotus (New Zealand spotty), 3243 nucleotides long. RefSeq names its product transmembrane channel-like 6b (gene tmc6b). Gene Ontology annotation, cellular component: plasma membrane. Lineage: Eukaryota; Metazoa; Chordata; Actinopteri; Labriformes; Labridae. Gene Ontology annotation, molecular function: mechanosensitive monoatomic ion channel activity. The record is from RefSeq and is a predicted model, not a curated record.
GUUUCAUCCUCCACUGCUUGGUUGAGCGUGCUGACUAUUUUGACUGCCAUACGACAGAACAGAGACUCAACCGGUUUAGUGAGUCCAGAACGGGUAGAGGCAUAAACAGCAUGGUGGGAGGGGAGUGCAGGUCUGAGCUGGUGAGGGUGUGAUCCCUCCACAACCGAGAGAGGACGUCUGGACUGCAAGACGUUCGGGGAAGGACAGGAAGAAUGGCGAGGAAUGUUAAUUACCUGAGCUCCCCUCUCAUGGAAGCUGGACUGGAGAGCCCAAUAGACGAGGACGGUGUUCACGACUCCUUCAGCCAGCUGAUAGCAGAGCAGAGUCAGAAUGGAGAAAUGGACGCGUACGAGCUGCAGCAGAUGCAGAGAGACCUGGACGAAGAGGGCCGAGAUGAUGUCCCUUACCUGUCCAGCCCUGGACAGGACUUUAGGGGAAGGAUUAAAGAGCGGAGGGACAUGGAUUGGGACGGUGAUGAAAGAGAGGAAGACCCUUUCAUAGGUGAACGAUGGUCCUCGGCCACCAUGAAGAUCCUGUCCUCCAUGCCCAGCCGCACCAUGGGACGCAGCAGGGGAGCCAUCAUCUCUCAGUACUACAACAGAACCAUGCAGCUUCGCAGACGCAGGCAGAGCAGACCUGCCAUCAAAGACUUCUCUCGCUCUGCUAGACCGAGCAUACUAGGCUAUGGCAUUGACCCAGACAGCACAGACGCUAAUAAUGCAGAAGCGAUUAAGAAAGAGCGUUUGGUGAACAACCUGCAGAACCUGUCGGUGGGCGACAGAGUGAGGAUGCUCAGAGCGAUGCCGCUCAGUGUGGCCGAGAAGCAAGAACUCAGGAGGCAGGCAUUACAAAAGGAGAAAAACAUUCGCACAAAUUCUGGCAAGAAGAUCCCCUGCUGCAGUCAACUUAAAUAUUACAUCAUCAUAAUUUUUAGGCAGAGCUGGUACAGCUGGCUGUCCUUCCUGCACUCACUCCAGCUGUCGGUCGCACUGAGAGAGGUGAGCGGACGGUUUGUUGGAGUCCUCUCAUACUUCCUUUUCCUCAAGACUUUACUAUUUUUCAACAUCUUCUUGUUCCUGGUGACGGGGGCAUUCUUGGUGCUGCCUCAGGCGGUGCACCCACCAGCGCUGCCUGCAGGGGGACGCUCCUUCUCUGGGUUGGCGCUUUUUACUGGAGCAGGGCUAUUCUCAGACUCGGUGAUGUACUAUGGCUACUACUGUAACUACACACUGCGUAGAGCUUGCAUGGAGGAUUCAUCUGUUUCCAAUGAAACCAGACUGUACUGUAUGUCCCAGCAACAUUCUUACAACAUGCCGCUUGCGUAUCUCACCAUCGGAGUCUCUUUCUUCAUCACGUGCAUCAUUCUUGUGUACAGCAUGUCAAAGCUUUUUGGCCAGAGCUACAGGAUCGACAACUCUCACAGCAUCUUAGCCAUGAAGGUCCUCUGCUCCUGGGACUUAAGGUCAUUAAGAAAAACUCGUGAAGUCAUGUCUGAGAAUAUCUGCACCCAGCUCAAGCGAGUGCUAGCAGAGGUGAAUCAUAAGCAAGUGAAAAACACUGCACGUCAGAAGCUGUGUAGAAUGACGGUUCAUGGCCUGGCGUGGGCUAUCUGCAUAGCGAGCACCAUAGCCUUUGUGCUUGGAAUCUACUUCUUCUCUGGUUACAUGCACCAGAACCUCAGACAAACAUCACGUUUCACCAAGCAGAACCCCUUGUUGGAUGAGGCCAGCCUGCUGGCUCUCCCUGUGGUAGUGUCCCUUAUCAACCAGCUGCUGCCUGGUCUGUUUAACCUCGCAGCCUGGAUGGAGGAGUAUGAAUCUCCAUCUGUGCGCACAUAUGUUGCCAUUGGCAGAAACUUGAUGUUGAAAGUGAGCGUGCUCGGAGUGCUCUGCUACCAUUGGCUGGGUCGAGUGGCUGGUGAACCUGAAAGUAUAGGACUGAAGUGCUGGGAGAGUUUCGUUGGCCAGGAGCUUUAUCGUUUCCUUCUCAUGGACUUCAUUUUCACUCUGCUGGACACCUUGUUUGGAGAGUUCCUUUGGAGGUUGUUUUCUGAGAAAGUGCUGAAGCGGAAGAGGAAACCUGUGUUUGAUAUCGCCAGGAAUGUCCUUGAUCUCAUCUAUGGACAGACACUAGCCUGGGUGGGUGUCCUCUUCACUCCUCUCCUGCCUACGGUACAGGUUCUCAAACUGCUGCUGCUGUUUUACGUUAAGAAGAGCAGUGUGAUGAGGAACUGUCAGGCACCGAGGAGGCCGUACAGAGUCAGCCAAAUGCACACAAUGUUCAUCUCUCUGCUUUGCUUCCCUUCCUUCCUCGGAGCCUCUGUGUGCACAUACUCAAUGUGGAGCAUCACACCCUCCUCCUCGUGCGGACCCUUCCGAGGCUCAAAGCCAUGUUUAAAGCUAAAGGUCUGGGUGGAAGAAAUGGAAAAAGAUAAUCCAAACCUCUCCCUGCUUGCCAAUAUUUACUCCUACCUGUUGGAACACCCUUCUUCCUGUUUGUGGGGCGCAGCUAUCUUCCUGAUUGUCAUUUACUUCCACACUCAGGUUGUGGAUGGUCAGAGGAAGAUCAUCAACCUACUGCAGGAGCAGAUAGAAAAUGAGGGAGAGGAUAAGAAGUUUCUCAUAACUCGCCUACAGUCUGUCCAUGAGCGAAAACGAACGCCUGCUCGGAGACUCACGAGUCAGGACUCCAACUAUUGAGAUCCGACUCCUCUGAACGCUGAGGACUUGAGAAAUCUUAAUCCAGAGAUCUGGGAUAUAACUGGAAGGACAGCUUGACUGGAUGUUUUAAGAUUAGAUUUUAAAAUUAGUGUUUGUGUAGAAGAGGCACAAACAACGUGGAACAGAAGGAGGAACAAAGCUGUCUGCUUUAUACAUCACGUUAACAGGAGAGAGACAUUUUCUCAAACGUUAGGACGUCAGAAUGAUCUUUACAGUAAAACCUGAGGAGACUUAGAGCUGGUGUGUUCAGCUUUAAGAUCUGGUCAGUCAUAGAUGCACUUUUCAUACCUACUGUGAACAACAUUUUUUAAGUGAUUUUUAUGUGUAAAAAAUGUAAGUAGUGUACAAGUUUUAUAAUUUUUCAGUUUUUUAAAAGAUAACUUUAUCCGUAUGUUUGUUGUAGGUGGAUGUUGUUGGUGUGAGAACGAUACUGUGUUGUGUUUUUACAUCUUUCUCAGUGUUUUAAGGGUGAUCAUGAUCGCUAUGAUGUCAUGCUUUUAUUAUUAAAUUAUGUAUCAUCGUA